AUGGCUCACGGGGUAAAUAGCUCUGUUUUCAACGUCAGUUACGGCCCUGUCGAUGUCCUUGCCAACCCUGGAUCUGCAGACGUUUGGGCGCUCAAACACGGCGGCUUCGACCAAGCUUUCACAAUCAAGCUGCCAGACGACGGCGAAUACGGUUAUUUGCUCCCUGCCAAUAUGAUCAAGCCUACUGCCGAUGAAUAUGUCGCAUCGUUAGUGGCUGUUCUUUUUCUCAUUUCCUAG
Oikopleura dioica is the source of this 237-nucleotide messenger RNA. The record is from the annotation of a GenBank genome assembly. NCBI's taxonomy places the organism in Eukaryota, Metazoa, Chordata, Appendicularia, Copelata, Oikopleuridae.